GACUAUACUAGCCAGAGUUAUUUCUUACAGAAAAACCAACAUCAAAAUCAUCACUUACACUGCAAUUUUCUUCUUUGGAAAAGAAAAAGGAAGGAGGGCCACAGGGCGACCAGAAAAUUAGGAGAGUUUUUUGUUAUUAUUUUAAAGAGAAUGACUGCAGGCCAUUGGUCUGGUUGAAAAUAGGAAGAAAAAAUUGAGCUGGCAUCAUUGUGUGUAUUUGUAUGUAAUAUGAGCGAAGCUUCCAUCUGUUCUCAACCUUUUGACAAUAUGAGCAGACUUCAGUACGGGAUUAAUUUACCCUCAGAAAAUAUGGACUAUUUAGAUAACUAUGUUUAUGUGUACUUUUUGAAAAAGCCCAGGAAAUAUUACCAAAGAAGGGCGAAGCAUUUUGCAAACAAGGCAAAGCACAAAGACCCAAUAGCAGGUGCUGACUCCGCAAAUGGGACUUUUUCAGUGCGCCCACCAUCAGCGGCCAUGAUUUCUUCACCAGGAAUUGCCAACAGUGAAAGUAAACCUAGUCAAGACGCUUCGGAUAAAAUAGCAGUGAAUCAAAAACGGAGACUCGGUGAGACAAGAGACGAUGCUAAUGCAUCUCAGGACUUACACACUAAACGAGAAUCCAACACCAGUAUUUUAAGCAGUUUCUCAUUGGCCAAUUUCAACUCAUCUAAUUCCUCACGAGGCGGAGGAGGUGCUCAUGGAUCUCCCGUUGUUGCCUUGAAAGAGACGAUAGACAGUCAGUUUGUAGGGUUGGUUGGUCAGCCCCUGGGGGCCGAGGCAGAGAACGUUCCGCCCCCUGUCCCCACUGAACAACCUGAGAACUAUUUAUACCCUGUCACCAUUCUACCGCCACCUUUAGAUUUUGGGAAAACAACUGAAGAUGGCGUUACUGAGGCAGAUGGAGCAAAACAAGGUAAAAAUCCCAUGCUCAAUAGACCUCUCCCUGCAACACCAAUGGAGGACAGAAAGACCCCCAAAAACAAGGAAGGUCAAAGGUCAAGCUUGGCAAGUGAAGGCCAAAGGUCAAGGUCAAGUCUGGCCAGUGAAGGUCAAAGGUCGAGGUCGAGUUGGUCCAGCGAAGGACAGAGGUCGAGUUAUGCCUCUUCAAGCAGUGACAGUGCUAGUCUUGCACCAAAUUACACAGCUCAUGUGAAUGGAACAGUUAAACAAAAUGUAUACAACACACGUUAUCAGAAUGACAGCCCUUUUCGAUAUAGCAAUUGUCAGAAUGGAGCAGCUGGAACUUAUGCAGUUGGGCCCUCUGGAUCCACAGGCUUGCCAUUAAGGUAUGAUUCUUUAAGGAGGUUACAGCAGCAGGCAGAAGCCGGACACGAAGAUGAAACACUAAAGAUGGCGCCAUGGUACCAGGCAGGAAUUCCAAGGGAGAUAGCCUUGGAAAUUCUACACCACGAGGACAUAGGCUCGUUCAUUAUCCGUGACAGUACCACACACGCAGGGUGCUACGCGCUCUCAGUAAAAGUUCCAAAGUUCGACAACCCAACUGGCAUUGCGCACUAUUUAAUUCAGCGAACACAAACUGGAGUUCGACUGAAGGUAUGUAUGAAAUACCAUGGCUGGACUGACAGCAAUGUCCGACUCCUGACUUGUGUCAUAGAGGUCACCACUUGACCCUUUCUCUUUCAACCAGUU
Messenger RNA from Lingula anatina, 1650 nucleotides. RefSeq lists its product as uncharacterized. The record is from RefSeq and is a predicted model, not a curated record. NCBI's taxonomy places the organism in Eukaryota, Metazoa, Brachiopoda, Lingulata, Lingulida, Lingulidae.